Molecule: messenger RNA, 3498 nt
Organism: Pichia membranifaciens NRRL Y-2026
Lineage: Eukaryota; Fungi; Ascomycota; Pichiomycetes; Pichiales; Pichiaceae
Exons: 1
Coding region: 1-3498 (1165 amino acids)
Biological process (GO): ribosome biogenesis
Cellular component (GO): nucleolus
Source: RefSeq, a predicted model, not a curated record
AUGGUGGAUGUUAACAAAUUUCAAAGCACGGAGUCUAUAACCCGUUUUUUGAGAAAUAAAGAUACCGAAGUAUCUGAUAUAUAUACAUUUGUUACUCAAGAAUUAUUCAGUGAUUCUAUCAACUCCUCGAUAUAUCUACCACAAAAAGAAAGAUUUGUGUUGGAAUUACUCGUAGACAGAAUCUCACAGUCAAACAAGUUAUCGCAGAAGUUUUUAUAUUCGGACCAAACAUGGAAACUCUUGAACCACAUAUGGAAGAUCGGCAAGAAUGAUCCUAGACUAACAAACAUUAGGUCUAAAGUUUUAACUAAGCUGAAAUUUGGAGACAUCUUUACCAAACUUUUGAAGGAGUUAUACAGCAAUAAUCUUUAUAAAGAUGCGCCUCUCAUUGAUGAUCUCAUUUUAUCAUUAACCCAUUUGGUUCACAGUUUGAAAAUACAUCUUUCUGACGAUCAGAAUUUAACUCUGAUCAGAUAUUUACUACUACUGUUGGAAAACUCGAAUUUGUAUACCUCUGAAACGAUUCAAAGAUUACUUCAUCUUGUCUUUUUCAUCUUCAAACUGAAUAAUACCAACUCUAUAUCAUACGACACAAAACACAAAUCAGAAUUUGCACGAACAUGUCUGGCAAAUACACUAAUUGCGCUCCAAAGACACACAACUGACUCGCAAGUUAAGUCAGACCUUAAGUAUAUGCUUUGUAAGAAUAUUUUUUCUGAGGAUGAUAAAAAAGCAACAGUGACGUUCAUUAGCCAAUUUGCCACUGUUGAGUCCAACAAUAAGUUGAAUAGCGAUGAAGUCAUUUUUCUACUCCAGUUGGUAAUACCAAAAGUUGGUGCUCAAGAACUAGAGAGUAUAGUGCAAAUUUUAAUGAGUUUUUAUCCCUUAUAUUCUACACAGUUGUUAAAGCAUGUUACGGAUAUGAACAAAACACUUUCCACAGAUUUUCUCUCUUCGAUGGUUGAGAAAGAGCUACACCGCGGUAAAGACAUAUCAUUUGACCUAAUCAUUCAUUGCAUUAAAAGAAAUUCAGAUGUCACUUUUAAGUACAGUGAAGAAAUAUGCAAGCUAUGUUCUACAGGAAAUCCUCAGUCUCUGAUGUUGUUCAAGGAAUUCUUUGACUCGUAUGUGAAAAGUAGGGAAGUUGAAAUAUUCAUCAAAAGAUGGUCAGAACUUGUACAGGCUUAUCCUGCCAACAUUUUUGACUCCGAUGAAAUGAUUGACUAUGCUUCUUUAACAAUAUCAACCUUAUCGUACACCCAACUCUCGAAACUAUUUGAAUCUGAGGUAGAAUCAUACACCCAAAACCCUAAUCUCAUUCCUAUCUUCCUUCUCUCGGUAUGUAAAGGGAUGAUGAAAGCAGUAUCUGGUUCCAUUCAAAAUGCUCUCAGUAAAACUUUGAUCCAAAAUAUGUACCAAUUGAAGCCCCAGUUUUCCAGAUUGCUCAAAACGGAUAGUGACUCAAGUUGGAAGUUGAAAUUUUUUAUAUUAAGUCUAUUUGAUAGAGAAGAAUUUGAGGAUGAAGUUGAGGCUUUGUUGGCUCAGCCGCAUUCUAGAAACGAUGAUUACUUCUAUGCAACACUAAGAAUACUUGAGCAAGAUGUUUCCCAAGCAAGACCAAAAUUUUUGCAAAAGCUUAUUUCAUACUUUAAGAAGCAAUCUACAAAAGCUUUCAGAAAGAAAAUAUUUUGCAGAUGGUUCAGGCUCCUUGAAGUUUUAUUGAGCAAGGACGAAAUUAAAGAACUUAUACAGAAAUUCAUGAAACAUAGCACAGAUCAGGAGAUAAUUGAAGUACUGCAAAUACAACUGCUUGAUUCUCAGCCAAACAUCAUGGUAGAAUUUGUUGAAACUUUCAUAACUUCUACUUCAUAUCUGAAAUUUUAUCAGUAUAUAUCGGCGUAUGCCUUAAGCAAAAAGCAAAAAAUACAGAUUCUGGAUAAUUUGUUUGAAAAAUUAAAUGACAAUGAAGUUCCAAAUGCCAAACAAAUAAUGCUAAAUUUGAUUGCCUUGCCAACAUUCAAGUCAAAACUUGAGGCUGAAUUUGAUUCAUUACUCCAAUUAGCAACCUAUUGUGACCCGGAUCUUAACCAACUGAUCAGAAUUAUAUUAUCAAAUCAUUUGAAGCAGCCUGUCGAAUCCGCUGGUUAUCUUGAUGACGCUUUUGCAACCCUUACAAAACAAAUUGACUUGUUGAAUAAGAAAAAGUGUGUUCAAAAACUACAGUACUUGUCCCUUGCAUCUAUAUUAAUUACAGAGUCAAUAGGCUCAAGUUUUGAAGAGAAAAGAGUGGCUCUAGCUUCUAAAUUAAUUGGAAAAAUUAUGGAUAUUCUUUCGAAAACUUCUGAUCUCACUACCGAUACUCUCUCUAGCAUGAUCAACUUCUUAGUGACUAUCAACCACAAGAGUGACAACGCUUCCAUAUUCCCAAGUAAUGUGAAAGAUAUCAUUUCAUCUUUAGGUCUGAAAUACCCUGAUGACAAGUCGUUUAAGUCUCUUCUAUUUGGACUUGUUUGCUCCAUAGACAAAGUAUACAAACCGGAGUACAUUUUUGCUUUAUACGUUGUUUUAAGUGAUGAUGCAAAUAUUAAGUAUAUGGAGCUUUUUGUAUCGAGGUUGGCAGAAAGAGAAUCUGUUUUCAUUGAAUCAUGGUUAAGUAUUUGCGAAUCUAUGAAAUCUGCAUCUGAUGAAGAUUUUGAAAAAUAUGCUGAACUUUGUGCGAUAUUAUUAUCCAACGUCAAAAAAUCGGAUGAUGAAUCGAAGCUCAGACUAACGCAUGUACUAUUUAUCCAAACCAUAUCACAAAUAUUCACGAGAACUACUCGGAUGGCUUCUCUGACUAAUGCUUGUUUCUUGAAAAGCUUAAAGACGGUAAUCUCAACGAAGAUUUGGUUGUUUACCCAAUAUGCAAUGGAAAUGACCAUGGCUUUCGUUUCAUCUAUUUCAGAUAAAAUUGAAGCGUCAAAAACACUAUCUACUGAGCUGGUACAAGACACUUAUUGCGACCUAUGUCACCUGAUUUCUUCCAUUGUCUUAUAUCAAAGAAGAAGGUUAUCUAACCGACAUCACUUAAUUGUUUCGGUUCUGACAUCGCUAAUGAGAAGUUUGUUUGCCACCUCUAGCAAAAUCACCUCAAGAGGAGGACUUGCUUUUGAGAGAUUAACCAGUAAUCUCUGUGAGCCGAAUGUGAGCAAUCUUCAUGUGAAACGCAUCAAUGAUGCUGCCAAGGAUGCAGAAGUCAGCAAUGCGUUGGCCCAGACAAAAGCAGGUUUGAGAAAGCAUAUUCCGGUAUUAAUCCUCGCCUAUAUCAAAUAUUACUUGCAGUAUAAAGUUGGUGUUGAGGUGAAGCCAUAUUUGGAUACUUCCUCUUAUAUGAUGCUUGAUUUGCUCACUUUGAAUGAGCUAAACUACAUCAAUAAGUCCUUGGAUAGCCAAGGCCGUGUAGUUUUCAAAACCUUAUAUGAAAACUACAAGAAGUUCUACAAAUGGAAUGAAGAGUAA